Messenger RNA from Melanotaenia boesemani (Boeseman's rainbowfish), 2994 nucleotides. RefSeq names its product protein phosphatase, Mg2+/Mn2+ dependent, 1Lb (gene ppm1lb). The record is from RefSeq and is a predicted model, not a curated record. The transcript is spliced from 4 exons. Gene Ontology annotation, biological process: protein dephosphorylation. The coding region runs from base 526 to 1638 and encodes 370 amino acids. Gene Ontology annotation, molecular function: cation binding; protein serine/threonine phosphatase activity. NCBI's taxonomy places the organism in Eukaryota, Metazoa, Chordata, Actinopteri, Atheriniformes, Melanotaeniidae.
AUGGUUUGGUACAGCAGCAGUAGAGAGUCGCAGUCAGUGUGGCCACCGGGAAUGAGAAGGUUUCGACGCACGCUAUUUUCAGGACUGGGAAUUCUAGCAGAGCUGGCCGGGAGGAGGUUCUGCCUACAACUCUGUUCCAGUCAACAAUCCAGCACAGUGCCAUAAUCUGAAGUCCAGACGAGCGACCAGGCGCAGGAGAUGGUCAACGGACAGCCGCUGGUGGCUCACUGCUGCGGGGCUACAUGCUAGAGGAAACCUGCUGGAGCGCCGCGUUUGUUCCUCCGUUCUGUCUACGUACAGUGUGACAGUCUGCCGUCCGUCUCGGUGGCUCCGGGUUAGAAAUGCAGUGAAGUGACACCCCUUCAGUGACUGCAAUCUGAAUGCUUCCCGCCGGUUUGAACCUGCUCGCUUAAAUGCACCUAUUUCACAGCCGCGAAACUAAACACGCUGACGAGGAUGGAGUGAAAUCUGCGGCGGGGGCAAACGAAACACAACUGCCGCGAUUUCCUGCGUGUAGAUAAAUAAAUGAUAGAAGAUACAAUGACCCUGCUAUCUCUGUUAGGUCGAAUCAUGCGUUAUUUUCUGCUCAGACCGGAGACCCUGUUCCUGCUGUGCAUCAGCCUGGCUCUGUGGAGUUACUUCUUCCACACGGACGAAGUGAAGACCAUCGUCAAGUCCAGCCGUGAUGCGGUGAAGAUGGUCAAGGGGAAAGUGGCGGAGAUGAUUCAGAAUGAGCGAUUCGGUGGACUGGACGUACUGGACGCUGAAUUCUCCAAGACCUGGGAGUUCAAGAGCAACAAUGUGGCUGUUUACUCCAUCCAAGGCCGGAGAGACCACAUGGAGGACAGGUUCGAGGUGCUCACCGACGUCGUCAACAGGAGUCACCCAUCUAUUUUUGGGAUUUUUGAUGGCCACGGAGGAGAGGCUGCUGCUGACUUUGCUAAGGCCCACUUGCCAGAGGCUCUGCGCCAGCAGCUGCUGACCUAUGAAAGGGAAAAGGAGCGAGACAGAGAAAAAGAAAAAGAUGAAAAGAAGGAGAGAAUCAGCCUCUCUUACCCCUCGAUUCUGGAGCAACAAAUACUGACAGUGGAUAGAGAAAUGCUGGACAAGCUCUCUGCCACUUACAAUGAAGCAGGCACUACAUGUCUGGUAGCUCUGCUGUCUGAUAAGGAGUUGACAGUAGCCAAUGUUGGAGACUCUCGCGGAGUUUUGUGCGAUAAAGACGGCAAUGCCAUUCCCCUAUCGCAUGACCACAAACCUUACCAGCUCAAGGAACGCAAGAGGAUCAAGAAGGCUGGUGGCUUCAUCAGUUUCAAUGGCUCAUGGCGUGUCCAGGGCAUCUUGGCCAUGUCCCGUUCUCUGGGCGAUUACCCUCUGAAAAACCUAAACGUGGUUGUUCCUGAUCCUGACAUCAUGUCCUUUGACCUGAACAAGCUGCAGCCCGAGUUCAUGAUCCUGGCAUCAGAUGGCCUUUGGGACACCUUCAGCAAUGAGGAGGCAGUUCGCUUCGUCAGGGAACGACUGGACGAGCCGCACUUUGGCGCCAAGAGCAUCGUCCUGCAGUCCUUCUACCGUGGUUGCCCUGACAACAUCACAGUAAUGGUGGUCAAGUUUAAAGGCAAAACAAAUGAAAAGUAGGCAUCUACCCCUCAGAUUGCAUCUAUAUUAUGUUUGUAUUCAAAUAAAAAUAGGCUUAAAGUGAAAGAUUUUAUUUCAGUGAGAACUAUUUCUAUCAAAGAUAUUCACCGCAGUUUCCCUUCAUCAAACCUCCUCCCUCUUCUUUACUUUUACUGCAGAACAAGUGACACAAUGAAAAUAUCUUUCACUUAAGUUUGGCCAAACCUUUGAGACACCGUGAUGAGAGGUGGGUCGCUGUUAUGCAAAUAAACAGGUUUAGCUUUGUGCAGCUGUGGAUGUGCCCGUGAGUCUGCACAUGCCUGUGUGUGUGCACAUGUGAAUGAGAGGCGCAACGGCGGCUGACUUCAUGAUGAACUUGCACACAAGUCUCACAUUUACAAGAAAGUCAUUGUGUUACCAGUGAUGACACUUAUGUGAUGGCUGGAUAGUUCAGUUCUUUCAUUGUCUGUGAGAGCAUCAAGCUUAAAUCUUUAGUUUUCUCACUCUGUGUCCAUAUUGUCUAAAUGUAUCCACAACGUCAUGCACUGAAAAGUCAGUGGUUUAACAUUGUGCAAACUUAUUUUUUUCUUGUAUGUGUAUAAAUUGUCAACAUUGCCAACACAAAUGUUAACAAAGCCUGAGCUUCUCUUGUAACUGCUCUUAUUGUACAGCAAUAGAAUUGACUGCAUUUUUAUUCCAUUCUUGCUGCACAGAAAAAACAGGAUGUAAGAAUGAAUGAUGCAUUUUCUGUUGCAUUUGCUCCCCCAUUUUUUUUUUAAUUUUAUGAGUUUAGCUGUUGUGUUUAUUUAAAAUGAUUGAUAGUUUUUUUCUCCAAUAAAGACUCAUGUCUCUUUUAUUUGUAACUUUAAAGACUUUUUAAAGCUGACAGAUUGAUCUGCCACUCUGUACGAACCCAUCUUAUCAAGAUCUGUGUGACUAAUAUUAAUGUAAAAUGUAACUGUAGUUUAUCAGCGUGUAAUAAAGUGACUAUAACGUUUAACCUAAUAGUGAUAAUGUAAUGACAUCUGACUAUGACUGAUUGCAAAUCAAAGAUUUAAUUUCUUAAAACAAUGAUCAAAUAAAAUAUUUGUGAUCAUGAUAAAUGGCAGUAAUAUAUAUUUAUUUUGUCAUUUAUAUCCCCAUGUUGGAUUUAAAAUACUUUUUUUUUUUAAAAACAUGACCUUGACAUGCUAUUUUUCUCUCUGGCUUUUCUUACGUUAUCAUUAUACUGUCAACAGAUGAGAGAUUAAUCUGCUUAAACUGAAAGUUAACUAGAUAUGAUGACAUUUACUGGGAGAAAAGUCCCUCGUCCUAAUACAUGCCACAUUUGCUUUUUUCUAGACUGGAAGUCAAAAUAUAAUAAACCUUUGAAUGAGU